UGAUCUCUUUCAAGUUUUUCCGACCGUACAUCAAUAUUUCAUUCAGUAGACCUACUUACACACAACAUUCUGUUCUAGCAUUGUUACGCAAGAAAUCCAAAUUCUUAGUUUCCUCUCUUCAUAAAAAAUAAGAAACGCCUACAGAAUCAUUUCUAACCCCCCCCACGCCCACACGCACAUAAGAAGAAAAAAUGGAAUCAGCUUUGAACCAGACCUCGUCCCGCCUCCUGGCCGCCACCUACCGCGUGCCUGGGCAGUUUCGCGACGAGGUUUUAAAGUUCUACAGUGAGUCGCUCGGUAUGGUCGCGAAGACAACGGCGACCUUUCCGAACGGCCAAACGAUCGACAAUCUGUAUUUCCGGAACUCGCCCCAUUCCGCGCAGCUCAACUUCCGGUUUUUGCCCCCCGGGAAGCAGGUCGUCGCCCAGAAUAAGGAUCGUAGCCAGCAGCAAGUGAACUUCCAGCGGCCCCUGUACUGGAAGAUCGGGCUGGCGGUAGACGACGUCGAUGACUGUUUGAGGACCGGUAUCCUGAGUAAAAGCGUCCCCAUCCCAGAGUCAAGAUGGGGAUUUCGCAACACAAACCUAGAGGCUUUGGCUGUUUUGCAUGACAAAUUUGGACUCGUAGUGUAGUGCUGUUUGAGGCAGUGGCGACGCAUCACAAAUCGACUACCUUUGCGUGAUUCCAGCAUCACAAACUUCCAGAUAGCAUUAGAAAAUGGCUUUACUGUGUCUGCGCAUGAGAAACAUUUUAGGCAUGCCACUUUGCAUGACAAGUGUGGGGUCGUGGGGACGUUUUUGCAAACAAUAAUCGGUUUGGGCAAGAAAAACGCGAAGGGCGAGCAGUUUUUGAACGUCGGCUACUUGGAGCACAUCGCGGAUCCGGUCGGCUUUCCGAUUGAGCUACUCCAAACGAGUUUCGAAGGGAACACUGCCACGAAAAAGAAACGGAUCGAGAAAGCGGAAGAGAAGCUGCAGUCGAGCGGACUUCGUGCGCGGAACCCGUUAACGCGCAUGCUGGACCCGGUGAUCGGGCAAGUCACCACCCGGACGAAAGAUGCGAAUUUGUGUGUGAAGUUUUACACGGAGGUGCUGGGCAUGACCUUAUUGGAGAAACAGGAAGUUUCGCCGUACAACUUCGACCUGUAUUUCUUUGCCUAUUUGACGGAGGAAAUGAAGCAAAAAGUUCCGGACUUUAGCAAAAUUGGUACUAUGGAGAGCAAAAUCCAAGCGCAAAGAGAGUGGUUGUACCAGUUACCCGUUACAACGUUGGAAAUCCAGCACAUGCGGAAUAUGGACCGAAACGCACCCGUGCUCGCCGGCCCGGAUGAUUUGAGCCCGGAGAAGCCCGCUUUUGAAUCCAUCUCCAUCGGCGUCUCCCCCGCGCAGUUUCGCAAGAUCUCGACUUCGCCCACGUUCGACCCGGUGUUGCGCUGCGUUCGGGAUCCGGACGGCUUGGUGGUGCAAUUGACAAUUCUGGAGUCCAAGAUGGGCAGUGGGCACGGGGUUGUUUCGCACGGGGUGCACGCGCACGCGGUGGCGAUGACUACGAUGGAGGUGGACGAGGAGGAAAGGAAGAAUAAGGCAAAAGCUGCUGGAGGGACCACCACCAAGCCGCCCCGACUGACGCGCACGAAUUCCGGCGGCGGGGGUUCAUCUGCUCUCGCCCGCUCGAACUCUGGUUCGCCGGCUUCUAUCAAGCCUUCGAAUACUACUAGUGGUUUUUCGCCGAAAGUUCGCCCCUCCGCCGCGGCGGCCAUGAUGUCGACGAGUGCAACUGCAGGUAACUCAUCAUCAAACCUUAUCCCCGGCCCGUCUUCGGAAAACAAAAAGCUUCUGGACAAGUCCAACGGGCGGCAGACGUGGUCGGAAGUGCAGCGGGUGGACAUCGAGCCGCUGAAAUCUGUGCCGAAGGGGUCGCCGCGGCCGCAUUACACUCAGGCGAACAAGUUUGCGGAGAAAUUCGAUAAGGAGCUGUCGCAUCCGACGCUGAAGUUGAUCCAGUUCCCGUGUCUAAGUGACAACUACGGGUACUUGUUGUAUGUUCCAGAGCAAGAACCUACUUCGGGCAGCACCAUCAACAGCCCAAAUAGUCGCCGCUUGAGCCAGACCAGCCAGGCCGCGCGCGUGAUCGCCAUCGACUUGCCGCAGGGGCACGGCCUGGAGUACUGCCAGCGCGCAAAGGAGGAAUUUGGCUCCGUCAUCACAGACGUGCUCAUCACCCACUGGCACUGGGAUCACCUGGGCGCGUGGAACGAGAUUGCGGCGGACAACUUCAAAGCGAACAAUAACCACCGGCCGCGGAUGUACGCGUCGCGGAUCGAGCUGCCGAAUUUGAAAAAAUUCGCGGAAGAGUCGGACUUCUCCGAGCUCUGCAAGCACGGUAUGACAGUGCACAACCCCCCCCCAGCCCCUCAUUUGUCAUGCAAAAUACCCAAUCCACCCUUUUUUGCCUCUUGGCACUGUUUGCAUGACAAGUUCUGGCAGCCCAAAUGGCACUACACUCCAUAUGCUAAUUUGUCAUGCGCAACCGGCAUUCUUGCUGAUGCUUGUAUUGCCGGUCAUGCUAUACAAAUGAGGGGGAGGGGGAGUUGUGCACUGUCAUACACGGGGAACACUUGAACCUCGGGCCGCUGGACUUCGAGAUUAUCCACGUUCCGGGGCAUACGUUAGGGCAGAUCGGGUUCUUUUUGAAAUCCUACGGGAUCGUGUUCACCGGUGACAUCGUCUUUCCGAUGGGCUGCGGCAGGCUCUUUGAGGGCGACGCAGCGGACUGCUACAGGUACUUUUACUACGUCUGCGGUGAACUUGCGUGUAUCGUUGUACACAGAUGUUCAUCUUACUUCUUGUUGCUACAUUUAGUCAACAUCUCCCACAUCAUAAUUCUCACUUGGCUAGAGGUCAAGAACAUCCUCUGUGCAAUUGCGGUUUGUGGUGUUGUGUCGGCUUGCUACGCCAGCAGUUAGCGUUGCGGUUGCCGGCGGGGGAGCUUUCAAAAAAUUGAAAAUAUUUAUAGAAACAAUAUACCGCAGGGCCCUGAAGCAGCGGCUGAUGGACCAUAUUCCGAAAUCCACGCUGAUCUAUUGUGCCCACGAGUACGCCACGGACGGGUGUCAGUUCGCUCUCGCGCUGGUGGAGAAGUCGGACCAGAGCCGGCAAGCAGUGAUCGACCGGUGCAAGAAAAUCGUGGACUUGCGCAAGGACAAAAUCCCCACAGUCCCCUUCACCGCGGAGGUAUCCAAGAAAAAAACUGUGUUAGUGUAACUUUCUUGGAGGAAUAGCAUCACAAAUUUGCUUCACAUGACAGAGAGAGCCUGUCAUGCGCGGCUAGUACGUGAAAACACGCACGAAAAGAGCUUCUGAUGCAUGUCCAGCAUGACAAGUGUAACUAUUUUGCAUUUUCUGCAUCACAGACUUACACUUACACAGUUUUUUUCUUGCAUAGGAGGAGGAGUUAUUGACGUCGCCUUUUCUCCGCGUGCAGCAGUUUUCGAAAAAGUUAGGGGAGUCCAAGGAAGAGGAAAUUUUCCGGCAGUUAAGGUCCGUCCGCAACGAUUUCAAGUGCAGUAAACCGUGGAAGAUGGCAGACUUUGAAAAAACGUUGCAAAGCGGGGAAAGGUGGAGUGACGGGGAGAGUAGUCCGAAAAGGCUGAAGCUGCCUACGGCUAAGCACUGAAGGUGAAAACGAUGAAAGAGUGGGUGAGAUUUCUUUGUUUCCAGGAAGAUGCACAGAUGAACAAAAGUUCUCGUAGUUCCCGGCGGAAUCGACGAGCUACUACAUUUUCGGAGAUGUUGCAGUUUUUGAUGUUCUUAAGGACCCGCGAAAAUAAAGACCUCCAUUGUGCGGUUUUCUGUUUCGGCGGAAAGAGUAGAAACGUCCAUGUCGCCUUGGGGGUGUGCGAGGCGAAUGAUAAUGAAGAUCAACAAGACGUCGUGUAUAAUAAUCUCCCGGGAAAAGUUUCGAGCAGCAGCAGUCAUGAUACGGCGGGAACGACCGUGAAAUGUGUUGCUGACACACGGAUUUUGUUCCUGAUAGUACAACGUACGAAUAAAAAAAACAAGCUCAUAUAUUGCUGCAGGGAAUUUUUUUUUUCAAAUUUCGAGAACCUUCUGGUUCUGGCAUGAUAUUCUUUAGAUUUUUAGCGUUCCAGCACCACAUUUGUAUGAUUUUAGAAAACUUCUUCUUUUUUCCACACUCGAGUGGUAGAAUCCAAAACGCGCGAGAGAAUCCAGUCUCUUCUCCAUUUUGGUCGCGACGAGAGUCUGGAAACUGGUGAGAAUGAUGAAUACACGCCAAAAAA
This is a messenger RNA of Amoebophrya sp. A120, 4300 nucleotides long. The record is from the annotation of a GenBank genome assembly. NCBI's taxonomy places the organism in Eukaryota, Dinophyceae, Syndiniales, Amoebophryaceae.